GAUUACCAACUGAAGUCUAAUCCUUGCAUGUGAGGAUAACUUUUACACCGCCUCUAUGAUUGGCCAAUACGUAUUUGGUAGUUCUAGUUGCCCUGUUCCCAUCAUGAGGUGGUUGGACGUGCCUUGUAAGGAAUCUCGUAGCUAACUUAUAACGGAAGUACUAACACUUGUCUUUGUUGAUUAAAACAGCGUGCCAUAAGAUAUGGAAAACGAAGUGGAGCUGACAACAGUGAUGAUAAUAAUAAAUAACAUUAACAAGGAUCUGGAUAAAAAGACGUCAAGAUUUGAAAUGCAACAGCAUAGACGGGGUACAAGGAAAAGAGAUGCGUGGAGAUGAUGGGGAAUGAAACCAGCAAAGUGAGGUUGGUAGAGGCUUGUCAAAGCCGUACCAAGAAAACGCUGUGAAAAGGAAAAACUGAUAAUAAAGACAAUAAAAUGCGGGUCGUGGAGACAGGCAAGAGCCAACAGGCGGGGGCGAGUUCACAAUGAAGAACGCAAAAGGAGAGGACACUACUGCUUCAUUCUCAUGGUGGCAGGAUAGCCAUAGUCGUCCUCCUCAAUCACCAUGGCUCCAAGCUACGCUUUCAGAUCUUGACGAGAAGACGAAGGUGAUGGUGAGCAUUAUCGAUCAAAACGAUGGUGAUUCGUUCUCGAGAAGAGCCGAAACCUUCUACAUGAGAAGACCUGAGCUAGUUGGCACGAUCCGCAACGUGCACAGAUCCUAUGGCUCCCUGGCUCGAAGGUACAAGCAACUUGCAAGUCCGGUUUUAAAUUUAGAGGAUGAUUCGUCGUCGUCGUCAUUUUUUUCUUCUUCUUCCUCUUCUUCCGCUGCUGCUAUUGAAAAUGGAAGGAGGCGUUUGGGUUAUGAUGAGAUAAAGGCGGUGUCAGAGGAGAAGAAGGUAGAGGUUGAAAUAGCAGACACAAGGUUAAGGGUGUUGAAGCUGGCGGAGGGUAACUUGUAUGAGCAGGCUGAGUUGACGAGGAAGAACAAUCACGACAGAGAAGCUAUUCGACUUUUCUGCACACGCGUCCAAAGGCUAGUGAAUGAGGAGCACCGGGACCCGAACUCUUUCUUACGAACCCCCUCCUCCACGUCGCCCCCUUAGCAAACUAUAUAUACCUUACUUUUCCAUUUCAUUUUCCAAAAACAAAAAUCUCUUCUAAAUUCAUCAUGUGAUUAUCCGCAUACACGAACGUGAGUUAAAAAUUCCAUGACUUCGAUAAUUAUUCUUUUUUGUACAUAACAUUAAUAUAGCUGGAUGUAUAGAUACGCCAAGGCAUUCA
Molecule: messenger RNA, 1284 nt
Organism: Neltuma alba
Lineage: Eukaryota; Viridiplantae; Streptophyta; Magnoliopsida; Fabales; Fabaceae
Product: protein NETWORKED 3A-like
Exons: 2
Coding region: 486-1106 (206 amino acids)
Molecular function (GO): actin binding
Source: RefSeq, a predicted model, not a curated record